Molecule: messenger RNA, 567 nt
Organism: Odontomachus brunneus
Lineage: Eukaryota; Metazoa; Arthropoda; Insecta; Hymenoptera; Formicidae
Product: protein ALP1-like
Exons: 3
Coding region: 7-489 (160 amino acids)
Source: RefSeq, a predicted model, not a curated record
UUCGAUAUGGGAAAAUCAUCUGCAAAUGAUUCCUUUAUGAGAGUUGUUGAAGCCCUGAAUGACAUUGCUGAAGACGUCAUUGUCUGGCCCCGAGAAGACCGAUGUAUUGCUGUUAGUGAGAAGUUUCAGCGCAUUGGGAGGCUACCAUAUGUAAUAGGAGCUAUAGAUGGAACAAAUAUACCAAUUAAAGCUCCAAAGGUGAACGCACGUUUUUAUAUAAGUAAAGACAAGGAAUACGCAAUAACAUUGCAAGCAGUGUGUGAUGCAGAACUUCGAUUCUUAUAUUGUUUUGCUGGAUUUGCUGGAUCAGUGGGAGAUCGACGUGUCCUUCGAAAUUCAGAUCUGUGGAAGGAAAUAAAUGCAAAUAGAGCAUCUUACUUUGUGGAUCAAGAUUAUAUAAUUGGAGACAAAGCUUAUCCAUGUAUUUCAUGGUUGAUACCACCAUUCGUUAAUUUAGGCCAACUCACAGAAGCAGAUGGAGACGACUGAAAUUUCUGGACAUGAAUCGCGAUGAUAUGAUUCCUUCUGUCAUCCUAGCAAGCUGUGUAUUGCACAAUAUUUGUCUCG